AGAAGUCCGCCCUUCCCUUUUGUACAAGAUUUGCUGUUUUGUCACAAGAUGUUUUAUACUUCACUGGUACAGGUUGUUUCUGGAAAAAUAUAAUUUUAAAGAUUAAACAUGAGAUUUAAAAAAUUGAGGAUUCUGAAAAUAAUCUCCAUUUCAGUGUCCCUUUUUUUGCUGAUCUAUCUAGGACGAAUGACAAAUGGUCCUCAUAGGAAAGAGCUGGUAUUGAAUCACUUACUAAAGCAGGAUGUUGGAGAACUACAGGCUUGUUCUGCUAUUAUCCAAGGAGACAUGGACGGAGUGGACAAGGACAUUUUCGGGAAGCUCUUGGCCUCGAAAAGAAAAAAGAGGAAAUCCCUGCUGUCCGAAUCAUUCUAUCUCAACGCAACCAAGGAUUGUCCAUCCUACAUCCGAGACAGAGGGUUUCUGAUGCUUUCUCUCAGUAAAGAGGAGAAAGAUUUCCCCAUUGCUUACUCAAUGGUGAUCCACGAGAAGAUUGAGAUGUUUGAAAGGCUCUUAAGGGCCAUUUACACUCCUGACAAUGUGUACUGUGUUCAUGUGGACCUGAAGUCACCUGAGAUCUUUAAAGAAGCAGUUAGGGCCAUUGUGUCCUGCCUGACCAAUGUGUUUGUGGCCAGCAAACUGGAGAAUGUGAUCUACGCCUCUUGGUCUCGAGUUCAAGCGGACAUCAACUGCAUGCAGGAUCUGCUCAAGUCACCUGUCCAGUGGAGGUAUCUGCUCAACACCUGUGGCAAUGAUUUCCCCAUUAAAACCAAUGGAGAAAUGAUCCAGUCACUAAAACUCCUAAACGGAAAGAACAGUUUGGAGUCCGAGACCGUAAAGUCCAAAAAGGUGCGCUGGCAGUACCAUCACAAUGUUACGAAUGUUGUGACUCGGACCGAUGUUACAAAGUCACCCCCGCCAAUACAGAGCCCUAUGUUCACAGGAAAUGCUUACUUUGUGGUUUCAAGAGAGUUUGUGGAACACAUCUUUAAAAGCGAAGAGAUUCAAGAUUUCAUGGAAUGGGUGAAAGACACAUACAGUCCAGAUGAGCACAUGUGGGCUACGUUACAGCGGAUGCAUUCAGUACCAGGAUCCAACCCUCCAAACAGUAAGUACGAGCAAUCAGACAUGAACUCAAUUGCUCGUCUAGUGAAGUGGAGCUACCAUGAAGGAGAUAUAAAGAGUGGGGCUCCCUACCCACCAUGCACUGGGAUGUACAGACGGGCAGUGUGUGUCUAUGGAGCUGGGGACUUGAAAUGGAUUGUGAGGCAACACCAUCUUUUGGCAAACAAGUUUGAUCCAGAAGUAGAUGAUGUAGCAAUCAAAUGUAUGGAGGCUUUUUUAAGGUACAAAGCUAUUUAUGGUCAAUCAUUAGUAACAGUUAAAAAAAUCUGACAUUAUUUUAUGAUGUUUUAAUGACAGGUACAGUAUCUAUUUGUAUAUUUGGUAACACUUUAUUUUGAUAGUCCACUUUAGACAUUCUACUAACUAUAAGUAACUUUGCAGCUACAUCUCAAUAACUCUCAUUAGAGGAUUAGUAGAC
Rhinichthys klamathensis goyatoka is the source of this 1540-nucleotide messenger RNA. Its product is annotated as beta-1,3-galactosyl-O-glycosyl-glycoprotein beta-1,6-N-acetylglucosaminyltransferase 3-like. Gene Ontology annotation, molecular function: acetylglucosaminyltransferase activity. The transcript has a single exon. The coding region runs from base 109 to 1392 and encodes 427 amino acids. The record is from RefSeq and is a predicted model, not a curated record. Gene Ontology annotation, cellular component: membrane. NCBI's taxonomy places the organism in Eukaryota, Metazoa, Chordata, Actinopteri, Cypriniformes, Leuciscidae.